Messenger RNA from Balaenoptera ricei (Rice's whale), 595 nucleotides. It is a transcript of the gene PPDPF, whose product is annotated as pancreatic progenitor cell differentiation and proliferation factor. Gene Ontology annotation, biological process: multicellular organism development; cell differentiation. Lineage: Eukaryota; Metazoa; Chordata; Mammalia; Artiodactyla; Balaenopteridae. The record is from RefSeq and is a predicted model, not a curated record. Bases 165 to 512 code for a protein of 115 amino acids. The transcript is spliced from 5 exons.
CCGCGCGUGCGCGCCCCGCGCGUCUGGGUCGUGGAGCUGUCGGUCGUGGUCUCCUUCGCAGAUGGGCUCAGUGGCCUAGCGACCCGGUCCCCGCCGUCCGUGAUCGAGCGCCGAGGCCCGCGAGGGGUCGCCGCCGAGGUUUCCACCAGCCCACAAGCAAGAGCAUGGCAGCCAUCCCCUCCAGCGGCUCGCUCGUGGCCACCCACGACUACUACCGGCGCCGCCUGGGCUCCACUUCCAGUAACAGCUCCUGCGGAAGUGCCGAGUACCCUGGGGAAGGCAUCCCCCGCCACCCCGGUCUCCCCAGAGCCGACCCGGGACACUGGUGGGCUAGCUUCUUUUUUGGGAAGUCCACGCUCCCAUUCAUGACCACAGUGUUGGAGUCCCCAGAGCACUCAGAGCCAGCCCAGGCCUCCACCGGCACGAUCACCUGUGACCUGGCUCGGGAAGCCGUGGGGAAGCAGCAGCCUGGCGGCCAGCCUGGCCAAACCAACUCCAGGCCCCCGUCCUGAGUGGCCACCACCAGCUGCCGGGCUUCCUCCCGAGGCGCUAGGCUUGUCAGAGCCCCCCCUCCUUCCCCUCCCUGAGAGUGAGC